Spirometra erinaceieuropaei is the source of this 255-nucleotide messenger RNA. Lineage: Eukaryota; Metazoa; Platyhelminthes; Cestoda; Diphyllobothriidea; Diphyllobothriidae. The record is from the annotation of a GenBank genome assembly.
AUGAUCUUCGCUGCCCAUCAACUGCAGGAGAAGUGUCAGGAGAUGCAGACCCACCUGUACUCUACCUUCGCGGAUCUGACGAAAGUCUUCGAUACGGUGAAUCGUGAAGACCUAUGGAAAGUCAUGCAGAAAUUCGGCUGUUCCAAACGAUUCACUCAGAUGAUUCGUCGGCCCCACGGCGGCAUGAUGGCGCGUGUCACGUUCUUCAGUCCUAUGUUAUCUGCCAUGCUGAUGGACGCCCUGGGAUCCACAUAG